Molecule: messenger RNA, 1749 nt
Organism: Larimichthys crocea (large yellow croaker)
Lineage: Eukaryota; Metazoa; Chordata; Actinopteri; Sciaenidae
Gene: olfml1
Product: olfactomedin-like 1
Exons: 8
Coding region: 298-1515 (405 amino acids)
Biological process (GO): signal transduction
Source: RefSeq, a predicted model, not a curated record
CUUGGAUCCAAAAUCACUGGAGCAACAAACCUUUCGAGACACAAGACAGAAAGUUCUGGAGCUGCAACUCUAACAGGACGUUUACUGGGCACAGCGGGGGGAAAGAAAGAAUAUUUAUCUAUCUAAAGACAUCAGGGAUUACUCUCAUCAUAGAGAGACUGAAGCCAUAUGGAUGUUCUUUUUUCCUUUGGCUUGUUUCCAGCGUGGAAGGCUGUUUUAGUCUGUUGAACCCCGUAGGAGAUCUCCAGAAGUCGCAGUAGUAGUUUCAAUCCUGCGUUGUUGACAGAGGUGCUAGAAAUGUCAGGCAGACUGCUUCCUGUCCUCCUCCUCUCUCUCUGUCUGGCUGUGGGUUCAGUCCAGAGUCAGGGUUCGUCCCAGGAUGCCUUCAUAAUCCAGUACCUGGAGAGGAGACUGUCUCAGAUGGAGGAGCGUCUGAAUCACUGCGAGCAAAACACAGCGUCCCUCACACAGAAGACCUACGACAUCUCCUCUGAAAUCAGGGGUUAUCUGUCCGCUGUCAGCGCUCUGAGAUCAGAGGUGAAGAGCCAGGUGGACGGCGUGUCUGUGCGAGUAGAGCGGGUGGAGAGAGAGUUGGAAUAUCUCGAAAACAAGAUUCCCACCCAGACUGACAUCGAGAUUGAGGAGGCGCUGCUGGAGCAACAGAUAAAGGCUGCAGAGCUGGACCAGCUGAAGAAGAAAGCCAAGAUCAAAAUGGAGAAAGACUGCAGCGCAGCCCUGACUCAAAUCAAGUCGCUCAAGAUUGUGAAGAAGGUCGGCGACACCUCUGGUUCCUGGUUCAAGGACCCCUCCGAAGGCUCAGCUAAGGUCUACCUGCUGAGUGGAAUUCGUAACAACACUGUGCUGGAGUAUGUUUCUCUGCAAAGUUUUGCAGAGAGGAUCACCACUCCACCCGCUAAAGUGCUGCAGCUGCCUUUUCAUUGGCAGGGAACAGGUCAUGUGGUCUACAACGGAUUUCUCUACUGCCACAAGGCAGACACACCCAAUCAGAUACAGAAGGUCGACCUGUUGAACGGUACCGUGGUGGACAGCACACUGAUACCAGGAGCAGGUCAUGUACCGGUCUAUGGUCUGAACCUCAACACUUACCUGGACAUGGCCGUGGAUGAACUUGGCCUCUGGGUCAUCUACGCCGACCCUGAGUACGGAGGAAACUUGGUCAUUACCAAACUGGAUAAAGGAACUUUGGCUGUAGAAUAUACCUGGGAUACACAGUGUAGAAGUCGUGACGCUGAAGGAGCUUUUCUAAUAUGUGGGACCCUCUAUGUGGUCUACAACAUUCACUAUGGAGGACGCUCCACCAUACAGUGUCUCUACGACAUCCAUGACACCAUUCACAGUGUUGAGAGUCCCGUGAUGUUCUUCCCAAAGCGCUACACCAGCCACAGCAGCAUCCACUACCACCCCGGAGACAAACAGCUGUACGCCUGGGACGACGGCUACCAGACGAUAUACAAAGUGGAGACACGUGUGAACGACCAAACCACUGCAGAAUAAAAAUUAUCUCAUUACUACUUCAGAAAUAAUCUAAAAGGAUGCAAUAAACAUCACUUUUUAAGGUUAUCGAUAAGUAUCUUAUAAUCUACUGUUGUUCAGUAUAGUGAUCCUUUGCUGGCAAUGGAUGCUGCUUUUAUCGCUGUUAAUCAUUAGAGACAUAAAGUCCAACCAGAGGCAUUAAUACAUCAUGUAGAUUUUAUACUUUGUCUAUCACAAUAAAGAACAUUUAAGUGU